AGUUGCCUAGUAUCGUACAUACAUCAUACUAGACUGUGUUAUACUGUUUUCCACAGGAGGAAGAGACACCGUCAUCUGCAAAAAAGUGGCAGAAACCAUUCUAAAACCUAAAGCCCAUUUGGCAUUUCACGCAUUUUAGAUAGUAGCACGUAUGUCAGCAUCGCCGCCUUAUUUGCGCUGCAGUGACAUAAGAGGGCUUAUUGUAAAAUAAGGCCGCAUUUUUGCGAAUGGACAUUUUUAUUUGUAUCGAAUCCGUUAACGACUCGGUAAAUGUGUGAACUGUGCCUUUUAUCAAGACACCAGUCAGACAUAUUCUGUCCAUUUUGUUGCUAAGGAGCAGAGGCUUUUCUUGGUUUGAGAGGUUGUAGACAGCGCGGAAAAGGUAGUCACGGAUGUCGCGACAGUCCAGUUUGUCCCGUUGCCACCGGGACCCGUGUUGGUGAGCGCUCAAGACUGAAAGCCGUGGAUCUGGGGGAGUGUCAGUGAAACGAACGAGAGGAAAGCCUGCCCUGGAUUUCAAUCAUUUGCGAGAUAAGGCCCGAACGCAGAGAGAAGGGACAGGGCCUCCUCCUUCGCCUCCUCCGCUUCGACGCUACCCCCUCAUUCCCUGUUUCCUCCGUGAUUUGCUAGGAUUCGCACGCGGGUGAAGUUGGAUACAUUUCGGUGAGGACUUACUUGAGAGCGAGGCCCCCUGGACCCCCUCCCCCACUCCCUUGCAACCCCCUCAAUCAAUCUACUUUCCCAAAUUUCGUGUGAGGAUUGGGAUUCCACAACCACCCAAGGUCCGUGUGGUUUAGUCCCGUCGAAGCCGGGCUCUCCAAACCAGGGGGAUGACUUUAGAAUCUAUGAUGGCUUGCUGCCUGAGUGAAGAGGCGAAGGAGUCGAAACGAAUCAACGCAGAGAUCGAUAAGCAGCUUCGCCGAGACAAGCGAGACGCCAGGAGGGAAUUGAAAUUACUUCUUCUGGGCACAGGCGAGAGCGGCAAGAGCACCUUCAUCAAGCAGAUGCGCAUCAUCCAUGGCGCAGGCUACACUGAUGAGGACAAGCGCGGCUUCACCAAGCUGGUAUACCAGAACAUCUUCACCUCCAUGCAGGCCAUGAUCCGCGCCACCGAGAAUCUCAAGAUCGGGUACAAGUACGACCAGAACAAGUCCAACGCCAUGCUGGUGAAGGAGGUGGACAUAGAGAAGGUGUCGUCGUUUGAGCCACCCUACGUCAGUGCCGUGAAGAUGCUGUGGGCCGAUCCCGGCAUCCAGGAGGCCUAUGACCGCCGCCGAGAGUACCAGCUCUCCGACUCCACCAAAUACUACCUGACGGAUCUGGACCGUGUGACCGCGUCCAGUUACGUGCCCACUCAGCAAGAUGUGCUGCGCGUGCGCGUGCCCACAACGGGCAUCAUAGAGUAUCCCUUCGACCUGGAGAAUGUCAUCUUCAGGAUGGUGGAUGUCGGAGGACAGCGUUCCGAGAGGCGGAAGUGGAUCCACUGCUUUGAGAACGUCACGUCCAUCAUGUUCCUUGUGGCGUUAAGCGAGUACGAUCAGGUCCUUGUGGAGUCCGAUAACGAGAACCGUAUGGAGGAGAGCAAGGCCUUGUUCCGGACCAUCAUCACAUAUCCUUGGUUCCAGAACUCCUCCGUCAUUCUCUUCCUCAACAAGAAGGACCUUCUGGAGGAGAAAAUCUCCUACUCUCACCUGGUGGACUACUUCCCUGAGUUUGACGGCCCGCAGCGGGAUGCACAGGCGGCCCGGGAGUUCAUCCUGAAGAUGUUUGUGGACCUGAACCCCGACAGCGACAAGAUCAUCUACUCGCACUUCACCUGUGCGACCGACACCGAGAACAUCCGCUUUGUCUUCGCCGCCGUUAAAGACACCAUCCUGCAGCUCAACCUUAAAGAGUACAACCUGGUGUGAGCCACCUGUGGGGCCUCAUACAGCACCCCCUAACACACACACACACACACUCAUACACAUGCGCGUACAUACACAAACGUACACGCUAACACUAACACACACACUCACUCAUAUAUAUAGGCAUAUAAACACACUACACACACAUGCACACACACAAAACAGAAACACAAAUACACAUAUACCUGAAUAUAUUUGUGCACUUGAGUGUGUGUGCACACAUGCAUCCCAUGCACAUUCUUGUGUAUGUGCAUAAACACACACAAACACACGCCCGCAUGCGCAUAGACAGAAACGUACAGACAAAUAGUGUAAAAGUUGAUAUGUGAAUCCCACUCGCACACAUAAACUGACACGUACCACUGUCUACUCCCUUUGAAUCUUCCUGCCCUACCACAAGCCCCGUCCUUCAUUUGUACACUUCAUUAUUUUUGCCAAAGCCACUCCUUCUGGUUGGCAGCUGUAGGGCCCUGAGAGAGUGUGUGUAUGUGUGUGUGUGUGUGUGUGUGCGUGUGUGUGGGCAGGCGAACGAGCGUGCAUGUGCACUCUAAACAUCCUUGUAGGCUCGGACACUGGAAGAGGUCCAACCCUUUCCCCACCACACGCCUAUCACCACCCUGACGACACUACUACUCUGACGACACUACUACUCUGACGACACUACUACCCUGAUGACACUACUGCCCUGACUCCUGUCGCUGCACUUCCCUUUCAUGUGAAACACACACACACGCACGCGCAUAGCGCCCCCUCACCUAGCUGUAGGCACAUCAUGAGGAACCACAGCCAGGACUUUGAUUGAAAGUUUGGCGCAGGCACUAACACACACACACACACACACACACACACACACACACACACACACACACACACACACACACACACACACACACACACACACACACACACACACACACACACACACACACACACACACACGCACAUAUAAGCACACACACACAUAUAUACACACACAUUCAGCAUACACAAGUCUUCAGCUCACGUGGUGAAUGUAUCUACAGGUGUGAGCAUUGCGAAGCAAAAACAAAAGAGACAAAAAAAAAAAAAAAGAUUACAGCACCAUAUAAAGUAGAACACCUGGAUGGCAAGAUUACAGCACCAUAUAAAGUAGAACACCUGGAUGGCAAGAUUACAGCACCAUAUAAAGUAGAACACCUGGAUGGCAACAAACUCCAGACUGAAAUCAAAUGACAUCUUUAUAAAGCUGAGCAGAAGGGGGUGAAAGGGGACGAGUUUUCCAAAAACAUAAACACCUGAAAUCUCUGUAAAUUCCUGAGAAACAAGAAAAACAACUAUAAUUACAUUUUUAAUAAUAGUGACUAUUGCUACUUGUACUUGCUAUGAAAUAUAACGGCAGAAUUUGAAGCAGUCUAAAGAAGCAAAAUGAAGAUCAGACUUAUUUAAAUAUUUGAAUACAUGUGCAAAUUAAGCUUGAUCAGAGAGUGAGACUGUGUGCUUGUGAGAGUGAGUGAUUUAUGUAUGAAAACAUGUAUGUAUGGGUGUGUGUGGUGUAAAUGGAUGCCAUGAGUAUCCCUUUGCGUAAUGUUGCGUAAUGUUUUAUGGUAGGCUGCCUCGCUUCUCUGCCCUGCACCGCCCCUCACAAACACCCAUCCCACCUUCUCGACCCCUGACCCCUACCUACACCCCCUGGCCAGGUUGUUUGGCUCACGUGAUUGGUUGGGCCGUAACUUGCCCUUGAUAGCAACUGGCACAGGGUGCUAUAGUCGUGCAAAUGGACGUUCACACACACCCUCCUCCCUUCAUAGUCCCACAAUCCCCUGCUUCCAUUUCUCCCUCCCUACCUGCAGAAUUGUGUGAUGGGGUGGCUUGCGAAGGCCCAGGUGCACAAUGUUUUUAAACCAGUUUACUUUUGUUUGUUUUUCACAAGGAAGCAUCAUCUAUCUAUCUAUCUAUCAGCUGACUCAAGUUUGACAUGCCGAAGCAAAGGAUGCUGGGAUGCGGGAUUGGGAGGGGUUUUAGGGGGUGGGGUCGCUUUGUGGGGGGGUUGGGGUUGAGCAUUAAUGUGCUGAAGUCUGAUGAAGUGAAUUGAUUGUGUAUAUUUAUAUUUGUAAAUACGUAUACACAUAAAUGCUUAUGUACAAAAAGUCUGUGGUACACUAUCUUUGGCAAAAGAAAAAAAAAUUAUAAUCCACUUUUUUCGUAACUGUGUACGGUUUUGUUGGGGGUUUUUAAUUUCUUAUGAAUUACAAUAUUAUCAUUGAUACUGUGAUUCUGUCUGUUUCCGUUUUGCUACCACCAUUAACGUGUCACGCAAGCUGUCGGGGCAGGACUCAUGUGCACAGAAAGGUCACCAAAGGUCAGAGGUGAAAAGUGACAUUGUCAACUCUGUGCACAUGACCACAACGCCCAGUCCAGAUCUCUCCUGUUUUAGCUUUUCUCCUUAUACCUACCAUAUAAUGAAAGAAUUGAAAUAUUUUCCUUUUUUGAAAGAUAAUUAAAUAAAUACAUUUUAUUUAUCUAAUUUAUGGACCAGAUUUGAAGGUGUUGAUAAUUUGACUGCUAUUUGUUUUGUUUUUUUCCUCGCUCAUAUUUGAAGUGCUCCCCGCUAACAGGUCAAGGUGGAGACAUGAGUCUAUACUGCUGUACAAACGUCUGUUAUGGAACUUUUUUUUUUCCUUUAGUGUAUUUGGGGAUUUUUAAAAGAAAAAAAAACUUUUUUGCCUCCAGACUUACUUGUUGCCAUUUUAUUACAAUGUCCUACCAUAAGAUAUAUACUCUUCCCUGUUAUAUAUAUAUUUUUUAAUCAGUUUGAAUUUUCUCAUGGGUUUUUGAUGCAACGCUUAAUCCAACCAUAGGAAACGUACCGUAUGAAAAAAAAGUAGACAGCUUUUUAAACAGUGAUUAGUGACCUAUUAGGUCCAUAUGCUUGCAACAUGUUUUAUUUCAUCUUCUCUGCUUCUUCUUCCUCUUCUUCUCCUUUCUCUUCUUCCUCCUCUUCUGUUGUUGUUGAUGUUUUUUUGUUUUGUUUUGUUUCUGGUAUUUCUAAAUAACACUGCUUGUUUUCUUCAUUGUGCAAGUAAGUAAUGUGCAGAUAGAACUUUCUAGCAAUUUUGGCGUUUUAAGCUUUUAUACUGAUGACCUCGCAUUCUCAUUAUUCAUCAAGGGCUAUCACUAAAAAAAUAUAUUGAAAGGAAGGAAGAUGAGAUGAAUUUUGCUAAAUUAGACUAGAUGAAUGAGGACGGUUGAAAAAAGGAGACGAGACGAGCGGCACAGAUGCCACUUGGUAAGAUCUGCGUGAGUGAGUCCUCGAGAGCUCACAGUGGUGAACAGAACAGGACAGAACAACAGGCUCACUAUUAUUAAAACCACCUAGUGAUGAAUUACACCAUUACUCAAGUAUGUAUGUGUGAGAGAUGACAUUAUUUUCUUUUUUUUUCUUCUUUUUUUUUCCUUUUUCUUUUUGCGGGACAGUAUGGUAGAUUGUGCUCUGGUUUCUGAAUGUCUGCAGCCUGGCAGAACCGGAGAGAGGGUUGGGCUCUGAUUUCUGUUGUAUCGGCUCUGUGCUCCCGAUCACACCACUCAGCCCAAUGUGCAUACCCCCCCCCCCCCCCCCCCCCCCCCCGCAGAGACUAAAGCACUGGCCUGGUAGAAUUUAUAAAACAUGACAUGGGCAAGAUGGUACAACUCAGCUAUACACAGAAACACGCAAACAUGGCUUCAGAGAAAAUGUCCUUUUACCAAGUCCAUACUGUGUUCUGUCCUAAAAUACUCUUGGUGGACACAAGAUUGAAUGUCCUCAUUUUUACUCUACUAAGGUUAAUUAUCAAUGUGUACGUGUGGAUCUCUUUCUUUCUUUCUUUCUUUCUUUCUUUCUUUCUUUCUUUCUUUCCUUCCUUCUUUUCUGUAUUAGAUAUAACAUUCCCCACUCACCGCCUUGUAACGACUAAUCUCAUCUGACAGUAUUUCUUCUAAGAGCGUACAAAAAAAAAAAAAGUAUACACAUCAAUGAGCGAACCCCUUGACUAUGCUGAGGAGGAACCACAUUUAAAAGUACACACUCCUCUGAGUGGUCACCCUCCCACAGAAUAAGAAGGCAGCUAAUGAUAAUGCACCCCAUCCUACAUGGCCCAGGGCACUUUGUGAGGACUCCUCAGGGUUCCUUAACAGUGGACAAGAGCUAAUGUUUUUUCAACAGUGUUAGACAAGUGGAGUUUGGGUGGUAAUGCCAAGUCCAUAGUUAGUAGGACUGCUCUGCAUUUCUGCUGUUUUCCCCGUACCACUAGGGGGCAGUUAUUCAUGCUUGGGUUGGAGAGUGGAGGAGAGAACCAGAAGGCAGCCCAUUUGGUUUGCUCUUCAGCUGAAGGUAGUUUAGUGGAGCACCAUAGGCCUCAUAGUUUGUGGAAAUUCGAUAGGUUGGGCGUUGGGUGUGUUGGUUCGUUUUCUUUUGUGUUGUUUUUGUUCAGUUGGUCUGUGUCAGCCACGGGACAGUAUUUAAUAAGACUGUUGAGAGACAUGGGACGACCCUGUUUAAGUCUGUGUGAGGGGUUUAUGAGCAUUCACUCUUGUUGCUCCAACUUGUAAAAUACCCGGCUCUCAGUUUCAUCCUCAAGUCUAAUCAGGACAGCAGUCCUUACUUUUGCCAUGACAAUUACGUCUCGCUAACAAUCAGAGCAAGGGUGCUGUACUUGCUUUUGCAGACAAUUUGAUGGUAUCUGCCUUUUUAUGGGGGUGUGGUACCUUGAGACAAGUCAGUAUCGUGUUGGUUAAAAUUCAAAAGAUUAUGUUUUUUCUUAAUGCUUGCCAGUAACCCAACUAACAUUACUCUUAAUUCAGCAUACCACCUCUUUGCAGUCACAGAGGAGGGUGCAAUUUUGGCAAGCUAACAUCUUGUUCCUGAGGGUUGUCAGUCACAGUAUAGUUUCAGAAACGGGUGUAUGUGAUGCUCCGUGUCGCAUGCGGAUGGAGGAGCCAUUUCGGAACAUGAUGGUACUGAACCUUAAAGGCCAGUUUCACAGUGAAACCAGUGGUAUUAGUAAUCAGUUGAGAACUCCCUUGUCACCCGGUCUAGAUAGUCUUUGUUUUAUGUUGCCGUUUUGUAUUUCAAGAGUUGCACAUAGACAUAUCGGCUGCUCUUCUGCUGGUGGCUUUCAUAUUACAUAUGUUUUUUUUUUGUUUUGUUUUUACCAGGGCAGUUGGGCAUGGCAGUUUCAGGCACCAGUAAAAGGGAGCGUGAAAGCUGGAGGGGGGAUUUAUUUGAGUCGUUCCACUGUUAAACACUUGGAAUAGACCUGGCGAUGACGCCCCUAUCGCCCUUUUGUCUCGCCUUUUGUACUCCGCAGUGGUCAGGAUGAAAUAGGCCAAGCCAGUGCUUCACUAUAUCCCCCUCAAACCUAGAACCUGCCCAGGUGAUUUUCUUGCGCUCUGUUGGGUGAACAGAAAGAAAGAAAGAAAGCCCAGUUCAUUAAGGCUCUCGGGCUGAAAUGUAGAUUCACAAAAUGGAGUCCAUAGCUCAUUGCAACAGGUUUACCAAUGAGCAGCUUUGUUAUUAGGUGAGCAAAAAUGCUGUGGGUUUGUCUGCUUUGAUUAACAGGAAUGCACAGCAAGGCAUUUCUGGCUGAAGGCCUACUUUUCUGCUGUUUUUAUUUUUAUUAUUAUUAUUAUUUCUUGUAUUUAACAUGACAUUACAUGAACACUAAGGCAUUUAGGACCACUCCAAUCUCUUUUUUUUCCUUCCUCUUUUGAUUGCAUUUCUCUCUUCCUUUCCUGCUUUUCAAAUCAAACAGGACAAUUUUUAGUGGUGUAUAAAAUACUUUUGUUCACCAUUUUAUUUUGUAAGUAUUCCAAAUGUAAAUGAUGUAAGAUACUGAGUGUGCCAACCCCCAUGUUGUGGAGAGAGCUUCUCCAUACAAGUGCCAAUGUUGUCCAAAUGGCGAGCGGACCUUCGCAACGUGCGCUCCCCCUUUUUAAAAGCGAAACACGAAACAAGUGAUAAACAAAAAAGUAUAUAAAUAUAAAUAUAUAUAUAUAACUUCAUUCUGUGUCGAAGGUUUAAGAAAGAAACUGCUGUUUUCUUUUCUCUUGCUCUUUUUUUGUAAACAAAUAACGAGUGAUUUUCAGAUGCAUGUGCUCUCUGUGGUAGUGGGCGGGGCUAAAGGAUUGCCCUUCCUGAAUGGGGACAUAUUAUUGGUUAUUGAUGUACAACAUUCUCGCCAUAUAUGUUUGUUUUUUUUGUUUUGUUUGGUUUUUUUCCCUUUCAUUUCUUUCUUUUUGUAUUUUGUUUUAAUUUCAACCACUGUUGCCUGAACCUCAUUCAAACAUGAAAAUGAUUUUCAUAGCCGCCUUCUAAAAAAACAAAAAUAAAAAAAGAAUAAAAGUAUCUGUUUUAAAUUUAAAUAAAUUUGUUCCUAUACUUUG
Molecule: messenger RNA, 8303 nt
Organism: Alosa sapidissima (American shad)
Lineage: Eukaryota; Metazoa; Chordata; Actinopteri; Clupeiformes; Clupeidae
Gene: gna11b
Product: guanine nucleotide binding protein (G protein), alpha 11b (Gq class)
Exons: 7
Coding region: 831-1910 (359 amino acids)
Biological process (GO): adenylate cyclase-modulating G protein-coupled receptor signaling pathway; phospholipase C-activating dopamine receptor signaling pathway; action potential
Cellular component (GO): heterotrimeric G-protein complex
Molecular function (GO): GTPase activity; G protein-coupled receptor binding; G-protein beta/gamma-subunit complex binding
Source: RefSeq, a predicted model, not a curated record